CUGAAAGCCAAAAGUUUCCUAUAGAAACAUCAUUUUAUAAACUGUAUCAUAUCAACCAUAAUGUGCAGCACAUAUUUACUUCUUGUAGUCUUGUUUUCUUUUCUGAUAUUCGGAAUAAGUGGUCAACAGAAAAAGAAUGCUGCAAUGUCAGAAGAAAAACUUGGUCGGACAAAACGAGAGAAGAGUAGUUUCAAUUUCUAUAAAACUAUUGAACUUAUCACGAACUCUCAGAAAGAAGUGUAUCGUCACUUUCAAGCCCAAAUUGAAAGACAAAAUGAAAGGAUAGAAAGACUGACAAUUGGAAAAGAAAACUCGGACCAGAAAUAUAAUAACCUGGUCAAAGAUAUCGUUUCAUUCAAACGCACUGAGAAGUCUAAAAACAUAGGAUUUUCAGCUGCAGUUAGGACCCAUGUAAUACUAAAAGCUGGUGAAAUAGUUAAAUUCAAUACAAUCAAAUCAAAUGAAGGAAAAGCAUACAAUCCUGCUACUGGCAUAUUUGAGGUACCAAUUAGUGGGACUUAUAUGUUCACAUGUACUAUUUUAACCAAAGCUGGCUCUGUUUUGGAAAUUUGCUUAAAAGUUAACCACCAGGAUUAUAACAUGUGUGUGUAUUCUAUAGCUGUGAAUGGUCAUAACAGUGCUACAAACUCUAUUGUCUUAAGACUAAAGAAAGGAGAUCAUGUUAUGAUGACUAAAUUCAGAAAUAAUGGAAGAAAGCCAUUCUAUGUACAUGGUAACAGUAGUUGGAGCACUUUCUCUGGAUUUUUAAUUCAUACAUAAGUAAAUGAACCAAUAAAGAUUAAAGAAAGCACUA
Messenger RNA from Mytilus trossulus (common blue mussel), 814 nucleotides. Its product is annotated as heavy metal-binding protein HIP-like. Bases 61 to 780 code for a protein of 239 amino acids. The transcript has a single exon. Lineage: Eukaryota; Metazoa; Mollusca; Bivalvia; Mytilida; Mytilidae. The record is from RefSeq and is a predicted model, not a curated record. Gene Ontology annotation, molecular function: protein binding.